Messenger RNA from Paramuricea clavata, 3877 nucleotides. Lineage: Eukaryota; Metazoa; Cnidaria; Anthozoa; Malacalcyonacea; Plexauridae. The record is from the annotation of a GenBank genome assembly.
CUGGUCCAACAAAAAAAGUUGGUACAGUAGGUUACAAAAAAAGUUGGCAUUGCCUAGUAUAGUAGGUUUCAUGAAGGACAUCGUACAGCAGAUGAGAAAAUAAUGUUAUUUUUUAUUUUAUGUAGUAUUGUAUAUAUAGUUUGAUUUUGCGUUUCUAAGGACGAUCACAUCUGCUGCCCCAUAAUGAACCUUCAUUUUUAUGUCUUCACUUCAGCAACACAAGGACUGUCCAUUACGUCUUGAGAAAUGCAGCAACGAAGCUUGCGAGAAGUUAGUAAACAUAGAAGAGCUGGAGAAACACUUAAAGGAAGAAUGCCGAUACAGGAAAAUUGAUUGUCGACAUUGUGAAAAUCGUAUAACAAUUGCGGAUCAAAAAGUAAGGCACAGUGGCCUUAAACUACGAGAGGAAUUGUUUUAUUUUGUAGAAAAUACCACUGUUUAUUUGGCGAAGCCAGUGGCGGCGCCAAGGGCGGCAUUUGCAUUUAUUUUCUGCCCCCCCCCCCUCAAAAAAAAUAUUAGUCACUGAGAGCGACUAAAGGCUACACAAGCGUUUUGUCGUUAUCGGAAAGUGUAUGGCUUAUACGUUGUCAUUACUCAUUAGUGAAUGCGCGUAUACAUGAAACUGUUUUUUACAGUUUCAAUAUUAGUUUGUAAAUCUCUGAAUGGUAAAACUUGCCAAUACUCCAAUAAUACGUUUCAAAAAAGACAAAAAAAGCUUUAGUUUUGCAGAGUUAAAUUCUCAAACGUGUAAGGCACUAAUAAGAUAAAAGUAUCACGAAAUUAUUUGAAUAAACCACAUCGCAUUUAUGAAGGGCGAAUAUCCUAAAGGGGGGCGAUAUUCCUAGGGUAUUCGCCCUCCUGGGGGCGAUAUUCCUAGGAAUAUAUUCCUAGGAAUAUCGCCCCCCUUUUCAGGGGGGAUCUCCUGGGGGGGGGGAGUCCUGUGAUAACGGCAUGGGCAAAUAGCAGUACCUUUUUAAAAAUUCUAUCUUGCCCCCCAAAAUGCGAGUUUGCCCCUCAAAUGUCCCCCCCAAAUUCUGAGGCCCGGCGCAGCCACUGGGCGAGGCUUUCGAUGAAUGGGCCUAGAUCACUGCCAUUAUUUUUUUAACAAAACAAUCAUUUGUAUCAUCAUCAAACGUGUUACUGGAGUAUAUAAUGAAAUUUGUUUGUUUUAUCUUUAAGACUCAUUAUGACGAACAUUGCCAACGAAUUCCUGUGGAAUGUCCACAGCACUGUAGGAAUAAAUUCCCGAGAGAAGAGGUGUGUAAGAGUUGCACUUAAAAUAUAGAAUGAUUAGGACAAAAUGGAAUAUUGAUACAUAGAUAAAUUAGAAUGAGUUUAAAUGAUAAAAAGUAUGAAUAUAUAGAAUUAGAAUGAGUUGUUUUCGUGUUAUAUAGAUACAACAUCACGUCGAUGAAGAAUGUGAAAAGACAUUGAUUGAUUGCACAUUCAAACCUCUGGGCUGCGUGGCCAAGGUAAGAAAGUUUUUGAUCAACCUGAAGUUAUGAGAGAAAAUAAUGUUCAUUCUUGUCAUCACGCAGUCUUAUUUGCUUGCUGCUGUCAUUUGCUUGCAGAAGUAGACCUGGAAAAAGUGUUCCUCUGAAUGGCUCGGAUCCUAAAAUAUUUUUCCUCAAAAAUGCCAGAAAAAAAAACAAUGGAAAUUUUAACACAUUAUAUAUGCAAGAACAAAGUAUAUUUGACUGUGUUAUGUUACACUUCUCAAAUGACAGAUACAUAAGUAUAUGAUGUAAUGAUUCCUUAAGAUUCUUCCUUUGAAAAUAUUCCUCCAUUUUCUUGCACAGACAAAUGUUGCUGAGGAUCCCCAGCCACUUUUUUCCAAGUCUGAGCAAUGAACAUACGUGCCAAUAGUUCUUAAGUUGACCAGCACUGCUUGUAACGCUUAGUGAAGUACAUUUCGUGUGUGUUAAGGUUGAACGUGGAAACUUGCGAGACCAUGAAGUCGACAUGGUGCAUGAAUAUCUCUCUCAAGCCGUGCAGGACAUCAACAACCUCGGACAAGAGAAACAACGAAUGAGUGAGGAAAUCAAACAGCUUCAAGACAUAAACAACAAUCUAACACAGGAACUUCGUGAUCUCAACGAACAAGAAGAAGCUCGCAUCAAUAUAAUCGACUCUGACUUGCAAGAAUUUAAAGAACAAGGCACGAUCCGAUUGGACGAUGUCCAGAGAGCGACCGAACAAAAUUUCGAGAAUGCGAGACUAACUGUUGAACAAAAUGGCGAAUUCCAGGAAACAUUGUUGUGUAUGCAACAAGAUUUAGGACAUCUGAGAUAUAUAACAAUUCCUGAAAUUCAAGCCACGUGUGUUUCGCAUCAAGCUGAGCAUAAGAAGUUAACUAAAAAUCAAGACACAUUACAAAAGAUGAUAAUAGCUGUUCAUAAUAAGUUGAAAAGCGCCAUUGAGAGUCUGCGAGACAAGAUGGAUGCUGGACUGGAUACUUUACGUAAGGCGCACGAAGAGGAGCGUGCAGCGCGGUUGGAACACGAAGCGGGGACUGCGGAGGAGAUUUCAAGACUCCACCAAGAUAUUUCUGAGAAUCGCAGGAAGUUCGAGAAGGUCGAGGUGGCUUUGACCAUCACUCAAGAAGAAAUGAAGGAGGGGUUUUCAGAACAUUGUAAACAAAUGCAGUUGGAUUACGAUAAUGUAUCUCGUAUGAUAAAAAAAGAGAGACAAUCUCGAGAGAACGACUUUGUCCAAGUCAGUGAAGACAUCUCACAAAUGAACUCUAUAAACACUGGAGUGUUUAUAUGGCGAGUCAACAAUGUUGAUGGAAAAUUGGAAUCAGUUCAAAGCAAAGCUAAACCACUAUAUGGUCAAGCAUUUUACACGGAGCCGUACGGUUACCUCCUGCAACCAAAACUCUUCUUUGACGGUGCACGGCUCACUGAUCAAGGCUAUAUAUCCCUCUUUAUCCAAAUCGUACAAGGUCCCUUUGAUGCGAUCCUGAAAUGGCCAUUUGCGAAGCGCAUCCGUUUCUCUCUAAUAGAGCAGGAGAGUAAGAGGCUCAAAAGAAAUAUUGAAAAGGUUCUCAUACCGGCCGCCGACGCCGACGAGUUACGAAGACCUUCCGACGAUGCGAAUAACGGGUUCGGGAUUUAUAAAUUCGUAUCCCAUGAGGUGUUGCGGGCUGGGAGGUACAUAGUCGAUGACGUCAUGUUUAUCAAGAUAGAAGUUCUCGAAGAAAUUGAACAGAAUGGACACUCAGAAACAAUGUAGCACCGUUGCACUAGAUUUCGUUCACACCUGCAUGAUAUAAUGAAUUACGAACCACGUUCAACUUUGUAUCAUUUUGCAUCUGAAGUUCACGCAGGAUGCGUACAAGUGGAUGAUAUUGAGCGCAGUUAACUGAUAUUAGAACUUUAGUCUAGUAUAGUUGUAGGGCCAAGAUUUAGAAUCUGAUGCGAGCAUUUGAAAUAAAAGCUAUUGUAAGAAUUUAUGGACAACAGACGUUGUAUAAAACAUUGACUGAAUGCUUAUUUAGUACAUUUUUAUAAAUAUAGCCUAUCUUGUAAUUUGUAAUUUUCCGAAAAUAAAUACUGUACCUAUACAAUAAAAAUACUAUAUUACUUAAAUUAGAUGUAUAUAUAUUAUGCGUUUAUAUUUUUUGAGUGGUUCAGACAAAGACUACGACAGAUGCAAUAUUGUAGGAUAUUACCCACACUGGAUCCGCGCGUUUGAAAUAUACCACUGGUCUAUUCAGGUUUCGUACCUGCUCUUCGGAGUGUAGGCAAUGUCGUUCAGGUAAAUAUAUCUUCAGGUGUCAUUCUCUGUACAUCCAACCUCAACAAAAGUUUCAUCAAGAAGUGCAAAACAUUGAUUACACAUGCGCACUGGAUCUGAGUAGCCAAGUUGUUCAAGU